UUCAUUACCUUCUCUCUAUCUUUCUUCUCUUUUCUGCAUCCUCUUCUUUUACCUCUUUCCAAAUCAUAUUCCUCCUUCUUCUAUCUCUUCUCUCUUGUUCCUCCCAAUCUCUUCUUUCAUGCUCCCUUUUCUUCUCCUUGUCCACUCCUUCACUGUCCUCUUCUACCUUCUCUCUUUUUCUUUCUCUCUCUUUCAAUUCUCUCUCUCUCUUCUUAAUCACUGCUUUUUUUCUCUCUCAUCCUCCAUUCUUCUUUCCUCCCAACCGCGCAUCUUCUGUUUUUAUUAUUUAUUUAUUUAUUUAUUUUCUUUUUUUAAUUUAUUAUUUAUUAUUUAUUUUUCUGCCCGACAGUUACUAAAAAGUCGCAAUUUCUGAUAUUAUUUGGAUUAUAAAGCCUCAAAUUACAUCGGAUGGAAGUAAUUUCAUUACACCUUUGCCUGUAGAGAACUUUAAGAUCAUCAAAAAUUUGAUCUAAUAACAGCUUUCAAAACAAAACGACUCAAAUGUUAAAAUCAUUUGUGAGCAAUAUUUGCCGAAAGUGAUAUUUUAUCGCAAGACUGAAUUUUGUUUUACAUUAGUUAUCAUUUUAUCUUUAGAUGUUUGAUUAUGUUUGUGCAAACAGUUGCACAGUUGUUAAUCUUAUUACCUACGUCAUGCAAUGUUGUGAAAUGUCAAAGUUGAACAAUUAUAUCUUUUGAACGGAAUGGCCAAUUUAAAUAAACUUUUUCUUUUGUUUUAAAGUUAAUGAUAAUCUUAGCAAUAUCUGUAAAUAUAAUAAAUUGUGACAGUUUAGAUGAUGCUCCACAAUAAAAAAAAGAUGUAUUUUUUGAAGAUUUUAGGAUUAUAACGAGAUCAAAAAGGCGAAUUUCGAAAAAAUAAAAAAGGUUUUGCACCAAACUUAAUGCUCUAUUGAAUAACAUAAAUUUGUCAAAAUCGAUAGAAGCAUGAUUCAGCUGAAACGCUAUUUCUGUUCUAUAUUAUCUUAUAUCUUCUUUACUAUGACUGGCUUCGACGAAUAAAUGGCACCGCUGAAAAAAACUUGUCGAGUUGUAUAGCAUAGAAGCAAGAAAGAAAAAUUUUGCAAUAUCAUAUUACUUCCUUUUAUGUAUUCUUGAAAUGACUAAGAGAUAAAUCAACAACUACUAUCAGUUUUAAAAUAAAAUGUAAAAUAGUUAUAGCACUGAUGGUUUAGUGUAAAUUACGUAACAAGAAUUACAUCAUAGGGAAUAUAAUAUUAUGUAUAUAGCAGAAAAGUAUUUUCAAAAAAAAUUCCCAUACAUGACAUAAAAAUGAAAGCAAGGCACAUAAAUCGCAAAGAUAUAGAAAUGUCACUAAUAAUAAUCCGCCAAACCGCAAGAUGCAAAUAGACAAUUAAGAUUUAGUUGUGACGAUUGUUAAAAAUAAUUUAAGACAAAACUAAAAUGUCCAAUUAUUUUUUUUCAUUUGAAUAAAUUAUUCAAUCGCUUUAAGACACAGCAUUUCAUGGCUCGUUAAAAUAUAUAUAUAUAUGUUGAUCGUCGUUAAUACAUUUUUCAUGAGGUUCGUCAUGAAGUCAGAUAGUCAGAAAAACUGAUCAAUUGCAUAUGCAUUAUAUGAUUUUACAUUAUGUGGUUUUUGGUUUCUCUAAGUAUACAUAUGAACGAAAGGAAGGUGGGGAAGUCCAUGGAGAUCUAAAGCCCGGUUAGAGGAAGACUAACUGAUCCGGGACAACCGAAAAGAGAACGAGGACGAAAGAGCAGAGGCGCGCGCAGCGUCUUUCACUUCACACACAUUCUCGUUUCAUUCCUGAGGGCUUACCAAGCAACCUAAGACGAUCGCUGACUGCUACUUGGAUCGGUUGCUUGACCACUUCGUUCUUUUUACGGUGAUACGUUUCUGCUGAUGUGUUUCGCAUUGUCGAACGCGAAUCCACUUUGUCGCUGUCGUUCUUUCCUCUCGAAGUUUCGGGAGAGGUGAAACUAAAGGUGUCUUUCGGAAAAAAAUUUCUAUUCCUAAAAUUUUUUUUACUCGAGAGAAAUUUCCUGUGUCAAUCUAACUCUCUGCUAUUUUUGGAAGAUCAACAUCUUUAUGAAGAAUGUUUCGACGUGUGCUCCAAAGACUCUGCAAAUUUACUUUGAUUUUGAGAUCGUUUCAUCUAUCUGAUCAAGCUAAAUUAUGAAAAAAAAUUAAAUUUUUACAAUAUUUGUACGAUAUUUUGCAAAGAAGUUCAAUGCCCGCGGUGAACAAAGGAAAACGAUGGCAGGAUGUCGAGUGUGGAGGAUAAUUUUUGUCAUUAUCAUUAUGUGGGAAACGACCACAAACGCAAACAGUGCGAACGUCGCGCAAAUCAUUGCAAAUGAAGGUGACAGGAAAUCGUUGGAACCGAAUAAAUACAUUUAUUCGUGGACAGGGCCAAAUGCUUUGGCCAGGUCGGCCUUGGUAGAGCGACAGGAAAGAUUGCAGUAUAAUUGUGAGCUCGAAAGUGGCGAGACAAAUAUCAAUGGAUUAAAUCCAGAAUUAUUCAGAAAUAUUCUUGUGGACGAUUUGCACGAAUUGCUCUAUUGCUAUGUUCCCAAGGUAGCUUGUACAAAUUGGAAGCGCGUACUAAUGAUCGCGACCGGAAAAUGGCCCGGUAAUGAUCCUUUAAAAAUACCGGCCGAUCAAGCUCAUUCCCCGGGUACUUUUCAACGAUUGAGUAAUUAUACGCUGCCCGAGAUAGAAAAGAAAUUGGCGACAUAUGACAAACUGAUUGUCGUGCGACAUCCGCUGGAAAGGCUUUUAUCAGCUUAUCGAAAUAAAUUCGAGACUAAACAUGAGAAAAGUGCAAAAUAUUUCCAGAGCCGUUUCGGCAAAAAAAUCAUCAAAAAAUACAGAUCGAAUGCCACCGAAGAUUCUCUAAAAAACGGCGAUGAUGUGACGUUUCGCGAGUUUGUGGAUUUUGUCACCGAUGAUUCCGAGAAUGGAACUCGAAAUGAACACUGGAGACCAAUAUACGAGUUGUGCCAACCAUGUAUAGUUAAUUAUAAUCUCAUAAGUAAAUACGAGAGCUUGGUCGAAGAUGCCACAGAAGUUCUUGAACGGAUAGGGAUUACCUCUAUGAAUUUUCCAACUAAACCAUCAAGCAGCGAACCGACAUCGAAGAAAUUGGAUAGAUAUUACUCAACUUUAAGUUACAAGCAGCUUCGUAAACUGGCAGAUUUGUACAAAUUAGACUUAAGGUUAUUCGAUUACUCCUUGGAGGAUGUAUUGGGAUUUUCUUUGGCUUAAGUCACCCGUUAAUAUUAAUAGAGACAGAUGUACAAGUUUGCUGUCACAUUACUAAUGCGUCUUUAAAACCUACAUAAUCUAAGCUACAGGACAGUUCCACAUGCAUUAAGAUAAAUAAUUAUUACUACAUUUCAUUAUCGAUUAAUAUUUUAUAAGUGUGUAUAUAUAUAUAUAUAUAUAUAUAUAUAUAUAUAUAUUCUAAAGUAGAUUU
Molecule: messenger RNA, 3455 nt
Organism: Cataglyphis hispanica
Lineage: Eukaryota; Metazoa; Arthropoda; Insecta; Hymenoptera; Formicidae
Product: carbohydrate sulfotransferase 11-like
Exons: 5
Coding region: 2234-3244 (336 amino acids)
Biological process (GO): carbohydrate biosynthetic process
Cellular component (GO): membrane
Molecular function (GO): sulfotransferase activity
Source: RefSeq, a predicted model, not a curated record